Molecule: messenger RNA, 9186 nt
Organism: Plasmodium vivax (malaria parasite P. vivax)
Lineage: Eukaryota; Apicomplexa; Aconoidasida; Haemosporida; Plasmodiidae
Product: biotin carboxylase subunit of acetyl CoA carboxylase, putative
Exons: 3
Coding region: 1-9186 (3061 amino acids)
Molecular function (GO): metal ion binding; ATP binding; acetyl-CoA carboxylase activity
Source: RefSeq, a predicted model, not a curated record
AUGGUUAAUGGCCUCACAGGAGCACUCUCGCUUGUCCUGCUACUUCAAAACCUUGUAGAGCCCAUAAAACACAAAAGCACGAAUUGCUAUGUACACAUGCAUAAUAAUGUCAAUAGGAACAACUUGGUCAACAGAGAAACGAGGGAAGCAUACCAGAGUAGCCUACAGGGGGGCAGUAAUAUCCUUCAUCAGAGUUACAGGAACAGGUAUGUGCCGCUGUUCGUGUCCAAGGGAACCGAGCUGUUAAACUCGUUUUUUAAGAAUAACAGGCGGGGAAGCAGACACAACUCGACGAACAUUUCGAAGAGCGGGAAGAAGAGUGCGCCCUCUUCGUUUAAUGAGAGUGGGUCCUCGCGCGCCACUAGAAGCGGGUCUUCACAUGGGCGAAAAUGGGACCCAAGCAAGUGCACCACGCGGGAGAAGUACUCUGAGCGAAAGAGCGCCGUUGAAGAAGUAGCAGAUGAAUCGCCUAACCGCUUCAGCGACGGCCAGCGGAGCAGCUUCAGCGACGACCAGGGGAGAAGCCCCAGUAACCACCGGCCGAGCAGCCUUAGCGACCACACGGAUGAAGGCUUUACCAGUGUCGCAUCCAAUGAGCACCACAGCGGGAACCACAGCCCAGGGAAAAGCCACCACCCGAGGAAUAUGGCCAAUGAAAGUGGGAACAGCGACGAUAACCCCUAUUUGAAUAAAGCUAGCUACAACCCAGGGGAGAUGCCCGAUGUGUUUUCAAAUUGGGACGUUGCCAAGGCGAGUGUAAGAAGGGAAAAAAACGUACAACACAAUUUUACUUUUAUGAUGGACCUGAUUAAGGAAUCCUCCUCCAUGCACUCCAAGAGUGACGAUGUGAUGAUUCCGCAGAACCGUUCUGGAGAUGUUCUAAAGGAUGGUAGACGGUUGCACAAAGGGAACGUAAAAAAGAGGAAGAAACAUCUGAAUAGGCUGUACUACAGUUUUAGGGGCCAGAAUGAUUUUCUCUCGCGAAAGGGGGGCUCCCACGCGGGGGAUGAUCAAAGUGGAGAGAGGUUUUACGCAUAUCGGGGAGACCAUCAGGCAGGUGCCCACACCAGUGAUGUGUGCCACAUCCCAGUAGGGGACUCUCCCGAACAGCAAAAAGAACCAACCGUGUUGCAGCGAAAUCCGCACCGUACUAAAGCGCACAGCUGGAAUAGCAGCGCUAUCGAUACUGCCCCUCCUGCCAGUCGCCCGAACGACCCCGCCGACUUCCCAACGUACGAAGAAAAACAAAGGGCGAAGGAAAAGGCCCACCAGGAAUACACAACAUACAUAGAAGAGAGAAGGUACCCAUAUUUUAAUUUCGCAAAAGAGAAAAAUGGAAAGAUAAUAAAAAAACUGCUAAUUGCAAAUAACGGAAUGGCAGCAAUGAAGUGCAUCUUGUCCAUAAAGGAAUGGCUCUUUAAAACUUUCUCAGAGGAAAAUUUAAUUAAAAUCAUAGUGCUAGCCACAGAGGAAGAUAUUUCAAGCAAUGCCAAGUACAUUUCGUUGGCCAACAAAGUUAUAAAGGUACCUCCUGGGAAAAACUGCAACAAUUACGCCAAUGUGCCGCUAAUCGUGGAAGUGGCGAAAAAGGAACAAGUGGAUGCCGUCUGGCCAGGAUGGGGACACUGCUCGGAAAAUCCGCUACUCCCCACCAUGCUGGAAAGAGAAAACAUCAUUUUUAUAGGGCCAACUGGAGAUGUAAUGGAAGCUUUAGGAGACAAAAUAUCUGCCAAUAUCCUCGCGCAGAGUGUAAAUGUACCCGUUGUAAAAUGGAGUGGAGAUAGCAUCCGAAUUGAUAAUUUUGAUAGCAAAAUUGGGGAAGAUGUAUACAAUAAAUCUACCAUACAUUCGUUAGAUGCUUGCAUAAAGGAGUGCCAACGGAUUGGGUACCCUGUGAUGAUAAAGGCAUCUCAAGGAGGGGGGGGGAAAGGCAUUCGGAAAGUAGAGAACGAGGCAGAAAUAAAGAAAGCGUAUGAACAAGUGCAGAUGGAACUACCCAACUCGCCAAUCUUUUUAAUGAAAGUCUGUAGCAACGUUAGACACAUCGAAAUACAAGUCGUCGGAGAUAUGUAUGGCAAUGUGUGUUCCCUAAGUGGAAGAGACUGCACGACCCAAAGGAGGUUCCAAAAAAUUUUUGAAGAAGGGCCCCCCUCAGUUGUUCCUCCGGAUAUCUUCCGCGAAAUGGAAAAGGCAUCCAUACGUCUGACGAAAAUGAUAAAAUAUAGGGGUGCGGGGACGAUUGAGUAUCUGUAUGACCAGGAGAAGCAGACUUAUUUUUUUCUCGAGUUGAAUCCUCGGCUGCAGGUGGAGCACCCCGUUUCGGAGGGAAUCACCGACACGAACCUGAUUUCGAUACAGCUGCAGGUGGCCAUGGGGGUUCCCCUCCAGAACAUUGACGACAUCAGGAGGUUGUACCGCAUAGGGGGGGGGAGUAGCGGCCAUAGCGUCCAUAGCGUCCAUAGCGGUGGUAGCGGUGGUAGUGUCAGCGGCGGUGGUAGUGUCUGCAGCGGUGGUAGUGUCUGCAGCGGUGGUAGCGAACGGGGGAGCCAAACUAAGGAGUGCGCCCCCCCGCGCGCGGAGCAGGCGGACGCGUUCGACUUCUACAACCACCGGCCGCACGUGCGCAACCACGUGAUUGCCGCGAGAAUCACAGCGGAAAAUAGCAACGACAGUUUUAAGCCCACGUCGGGAAAGGUACAAAGAAUCCAUUUCCAAAACGCGAAGGACGUGUGGGGGUACUUCUCAAUCAAUGACGGGUCCGUACAUGAAUUUUCCGAUUCACAAAUUGGGCACAUUUUUGCAAAGGGAGAAACGAGGGAAGUAGCCAGAAAAAAUCUAAUCCUCUCAUUAAGGAAGCUAAACAUAGAAGGGGAAAUAAAAACAGGCACAAGGUACUUGGCAAAAAUUUUAGAAUGCAAACCUUUUAUUCAAAACAACAUAACGACCAAUUGGCUGGACACAAUAAUUGAAAAGAAGAAAAAUAUCUAUUACAGCGCAGUGCACAUAAUAAUUUUAUGCGCAACGAUAUUUAAGCUGCUCAUUUAUUUUACCAAGGAAAAAGAAGAUAUAGAAGAUGCGCUAAGUAGAGAGGACAUUGGCAUUAAAUCACAGGGAGAUUCCCCCGCUAACUUGAAGAGGGAGGUAAAAAAGGCCUACACAUUUGACCUCGUAUUUGAAAAUGUGAGGUACAAUUUUAAGGCCCAUAAUACAGGGGAGAAUCUUUAUACUCUAAAAAUUAACGGGCAGGAAAUAGAAGUGCUAGCCGACUACGAUAAGAAGAAUAAUAAAAUUUUCGCCAGCUUUUUCAACCACACGUAUUUGUAUACAUGCUCGGAAGAUAGCUUAGGUAUUCAUAUGCACCUGGAAAAGGACAGCAUUUUUAUCCCCAAGAUGAGCAACCCAUUUCAUUUGGUGUCCAAUACGAAUGGGAAAAUUGUAAAAUAUUUGAUUAAGGAUGGGGAGAAGGUAGGGAAGAAUGAGGACUACAUAGAAGUAGAGGCCAUGAAAAUGAUUAUGACUUUUAAGUCUACAGAGAAGGGCAUACUCAGGCACAGGAUGUCCGAGGGCACCAUCGUCAAAGUGGGGGACCUCCUGGGAGUGAUUGAGCAAACCUCUCAUGGUAGCGGCACUCAUCCGGGAGAGCAAAACGAAAUUAAAACUUUUACAGGUCAUUUGGACUUGUCCAAUAAGUACGCCUACGAAUUGGAAGAAGCGAGUCGACUGACGCACCCCCUCGGUUUUGUCGCCACGGAUAGGUCUACGGAAGGCAUCUGGCCGAUUGGCGAUCAAGACGCGGGGAAAAGUCACUCUCAUAUGGACGAUGCAAAUCGGGGCGAGGAAGACACACCGACGGUUGCGCCAAACAAUGCGCGAAGUGAAACGCAUCGCCUGAGUGAACAUACCGGGGGAACACACGUCGUGGAGGCCCCCAAGUUGGAGGAUUCCUCCUCCUUUUCCUCCUUCGAACAGGAUGAAGUGUCAUCCAGGGAGAGAAUCACCAAGAACCGGCUAUUCCUAAAGCAGAAGAAAAAUAUAUUUCGCUUAUUUGCGAGCAAACGGGGCAGCGAUAAAGGAGAGCACACCGCGGCGAGUUACCUGAACGAGAAAUUUAACUCCGUCAAGGCGUACCUCACCAGUUUGAGCUCGUCCAGCGCCAGCUCGGCGGCUCCCACGAGCGCCAGCACGAGCGUCAAGGUGGGAGAGGAGGAAGUGGAGGAAGCGGCAGAUGUGGAAGCAGCGGUGGAGGAAUCGGCAGAGGCAGCCGCGGAGGCAGCAGAUGUGGAAGCCGCGCAGACGAACAAGUCGUGCGCUAAUGGACUGUCCAGGGCGCACACAGUGAAUGACGAGUCUGGAAGUGCCAACCGGGGGAGCAGCUCCACCGGUCUGAACUCAACCUGCCAGAACUCUCUGACGAGCGAGAGGGGGGACCGCAACGACCACCUGUCGAGCGAAGUUGUGUCCACGAGGAAUGCCUCCAAUGAGAAGGCGUCCAACGCGGGCACCCUCAGUUGGGGCGCGGCGCACAGGGGGUCGUCAGCAGGGGCAUCAGCAGGUGCGUCAGCAGGGGAAUCAGCAGGAGUAUCAGCAGGAGCAUCACCAGGAGCAUCAGAAGGCACCUCUAAAUGCACCUCGAACAGUUGCACCCAAGUGGGGGGGGACUCCCCGGGAGUGGCUUCUCCGAGUGGUCACCCGAGCGGCAACCCCAACACCGGCGAAGACCUCAGAAGAAACCAAUUCCUGUUGGACAUCCCCAAUAUGAAGAGGAUAGAAUACUUGCUGAAGGGGUACGAGCAGGACUACCAACAGUGCUUCAACGAAUUGGUGAAAGAAAAAAAAAACCUCAACCGUGAGUUUGCGUAUAUCCUAGACAAAUUCGUAGAGUACAAUUCCCUUUUUGCCCAAAAGGAAAACAUCACGCAGGUAGAAGCGUAUGACAUUCUACACACCAUGGUUAAAAACGAGAAGAAAAAAAACUACGAAAUUGCCCAUGCGUAUACGUACAACUAUUUGAGCAUAAAAUUUGUGGAGCUCGUUUUGAAAUAUUUACUGGACAGUGGGUUGACCCCGCUCAGUGAGAUGCCACAGGACCUCCUAGACAAGCUAAAAGUGAUAUCAUCCCUUAGGGGGAAAUGUUUCGGCAACGUCAUUUUGCUAGCCAGGGCGAUAGUACACAUCGUGGAACAUACGCGCUUGGUUAAGCUGGUAAAAUGUGCCUUAGAGGAUAGGAAUGCCACUUUUGAUGAACAAAUUAACCAACUGGAGGAGCUCUUAAAGAUGAAGCAGCGAAUCUUUGCACAUUCGAAAUUGGGGAAACUUCCAAUGGGUGCAUCUUCUCCCUCGAGCAGCUAUGGGAACCACUGCGAACGUGUGGUGAAUGCAUUUUUGGGAAGCCCCUCGGAUGUACACAUGUUCCUUCCGUCGCUUUUUACGCAAGAAAAUAAAAAGGCACUCUUAGAAAUAUACGCUCGCAAUUUAUAUACCCACUUUGAUGUGAAAGCAGAGCUAGUGGGGGAGGACUGCCUGAAAUUUUUUAUAAACAAUUCGGAAGAAGAAAAUUUACUCCUCCUAAAUGAGAGAAAUAGGGUAGAUGUAGAUGAGCUGAUUUCCAAAGGGGGGAUCAACCCCACUGGUGGGCUCAUAAACAGCAUUCACAUUAUUAACCGAAAUGGGAAUUUCCUUAAUGACUAUGAAGGGGGUAUAGAGCAUAUAAAGAAAAGGUGUAAGCAUUUGUACGUUUAUCACUACUUUGGGGAGAGCUAUGGGGAUGUUUACGAGUGGGUAGGAGAGGGAGACCCCGGGGAGGAGCUCCAUUGGCGGCAAAGCAAAAACGAACUACCACACCGCAGGACAAAUCUGCUGCCCUACCAAAGGUAUAUCCUCUCCUUCGAAAGGAACCGCCAAAAUUACGAUUUAGAAAAUGUAGAUGAGAAAAUAUUUAAAGGGACCAAGGUAUUCCUGGGGAAGUACAAAAAGAACAACAAAAUAGAGUCUCUGUUUGCAGAGAGGGUGAUCCAUUUGAGUGAGCUUCCAGAGAGUGGAGCGUCUGAACUGAGGGAAACUCCCCCAAAAGGGGGGAACACCCUGGGGGAGCAGAACCGGUUGGAAGACGCCCUCGCGGAGGAGUUCCAAGAAGCGGUGAAGGACGUAGCAAUAGCUAGACUGAACCCGAAGGUGCAAGACGCAAAGGUGAGCAGCUACAUAACCUACCAUGUGGUGCUGGAAGAGGUGAAGGGGAAGGACGAAUUGGACGUAAUUGUAGAGGCGCUGAAGAACUUCCUCAAUAGGCAUAACGAGAUGCUUCUAGAAAAUUACGUGAACGAUGUGUACGCCUGUGUGUACAGAAAGGGAGGCGAAUCUGCGAAGGGGCGACCCCAAUUGGCACCGCAAAAGGUAUUCAGACUGCACGUCCUCUUCGACGGAGAAAGUAACGUCAUCGAAGAGGUUGAAGGUGUCCCCCCGUUUGAUGUUGACGCGUUGUACUUAAAAAGGAAGAGGGCUAGAGAGAUAGACACGUUAUAUGCCUACGAUUUUGUUAAGGUUAUAAAUAUCUCCCUAAACAGGAUGAACGGAGGCGGGCCCGGGGAUCUGUUCACGUAUGUGAACAGCGUCAGGGAGUUCAGGCUGGACUUGGAGGCGCUUCAGGGGGGGAACACCACAAAGGAGGGUCACACCACAAAGGAGGGUCACACCACAAAGGAGGGUCACACCACAAAGGAGGGUCACACCACAAAGGAGGGUCACACCACAAAGGAGGGUCACACCACAAAGGAGGGUCACACCACAAAGGAGGGUCACACCACAAAGGAGGGUCACACCACAAAGGAGGGUCACACCACAAAGGAGGGUCACACCACAAAGGAGGGUCACACCACAAAGGAGGGUCACACCACAAAGGAGGGUCACACCACAAAGGAGAGUCACACCACAAAGGAGGGUCACACCACAAAGGAGAGUCACACCACAAAGGAGAGUCACACCACAAAGGAGAGUCACACCACAAAGGAGGAUGCUACCCGUGCCGAUCUGCUGCUUCCCCGGCAGGACGGCCUCAGCGAAGACGAAGCGAAGAUAAGGAAGGCGCUCCACCUGUCGGACGAGCUAAACGUGGGCCAAAACAAACUGAGCGUGAUCGGCCUGCUGAUGAACGUGAAGACAGACGAGUACAAAGAAGGAAGAGACGUCAUUUUUAUUAUAAAUGAUAUAACGACGCAUGGGGGGUCCUUCAGUGUGGUGGAAGACCAGCUCUUUUACGCCAUAUCUAGCUACGCCAGGGAGAAAAAAAUCCCCCGCAUCUACAUAUCGUGCAAUUCAGGGGCGAGAAUUGGACUCUACAACUUUUUGAUGGACAAAAUUCAAGUGAGUUGGAAAGACGAAGAAAAAAAGGAACUCGGGUAUGACUACAUUUACAUAACAGAAGAGGUGAAAAGUAGGAUAGCCAAAGAGGAUAUCAUUUUUUUGAAGGAAAUUACUCAAAAUGGAGAGAAGAGAUAUAUAGUAGAAGGCAUAGUGGGCAACCUAAACAGUCACAUUGGUGUGGAGAAUCUGCGGGGGAGUGGCCUCAUCGCUGGCGAAACGUCCAAAGCGUAUGAUGAAAUUUUUACCCUCUCCUAUGUUACUGGCAGGAGUGUUGGCAUCGGUGCGUAUCUGGUUAGACUCGGGAAAAGAACCAUCCAGAAAAAGGGCUCUUCUCUUUUGCUAACAGGGUUCAACGCGCUUAACAAAAUAUUAGGGGAAAAGGUCUACGUCAGUAAUGAACAAUUAGGGGGGGUGAAAAUUAUGAUGAGGAAUGGCAUAUCUCAGCUGGAGGCGCAAAAUGAUCAGGACGGUGUGGACAAGAUUUUCAAGUGGCUCUCCUAUGUGCCAAAAACGAGUGACCACUACUACGACGUUAUUGAGAAGGCCCUCGAGGGGAGAAGUGAAAUUAUAAAUUAUGAGCGGGCUAACGGGGAGGAGGCACACAACAUGGUGAGGGAACCCUCCCAGGUGGAGAGCCAACCCACUCCGCAGAAGGAACCUCCAAAAAGUUACUUCCAAAGAAUUAACGAUAUAGAUAUGGAUGGCCUACAAAACGCAGAUAUAGUGGAGCUGAUAAGCGGGACAGACUCAAAGCAGGGGUUCUUAGACAAACAUAGCUACUUCGAAUACAUGAACGAGUGGGGAAAAGGGAUUCUAACCGGGAGGGGGAAAUUGGGUUCCAUCCCCGUAGGAGUUAUAGCCGUUAACCGAAAUUUAGUAACGCAGGUUACUCCGUGCGACCCAGCACUGAAAACCAAAGCAGUGAGGUCCACACACGCACCAUGUGUUUUUUUCCCUGAUAAUUCAUACAAAACGGCUCAAUCGAUUGAGGAUUUUAAUAAAGAAAAUUUACCCCUCUUCGUUUUUGCCAAUUGGAGAGGUUUUUCAGGUGGCACCAUGGAUAUGUUUAACAGCGUUUUAAAAUUCGGCUCAAUGAUUGUUAACCAGUUGGUUAAUUACAAGCACCCCGUUUUCGUGUACAUCCCGAUUUUUGGGGAGCUGAGAGGUGGGUCGUGGGUCGUCGUGGACGAAACGCUAAAUAGCCAAAUCAUCGAGAUGUAUGCGGACACGAACAGUAAAGGCGGCAUUUUGGAGCCACCAGGCAUUGUCGAGGUGAAGUUCAGGCUGCCCGAAAUUAGGAAGCUCAUGCACGGGAUUGACUCGUCUAUAAUUGCCCUGGACGAGCGGCUGGCGGAGGCGCAGGAGCCUGACGACGUGUCCAGAAUAAAACAAGAAAUCGAGGAGAAGGAAAAGGAGCUGCUGCCUUUUUAUUUGCAAGUGUGCCACCGAUACGCAGAUCUGCACGAUGUGUCCAAAUGCAUGAAGUCCAAGGGGGUGAUCAGGAAAAUCGUUCCUUGGGAGAAGGCCCGCUCCUUCUUUUACUACCGCCUCGUGCGGCGCCUGCUGAUGAGCACGCUGAGCAAAAAAUACGGAACCGCUCUAACCCAAAGCGAAGAAUUCAAGAAGCUCACCAGCGACAUCGCCUCCUCGGACGAAGAGGACUACGAGGUGUGCAGGAGAAUUUUAAAUGAAAGCACUCUGAGGGAUAUAGAGCGGCUAACGCAGGACCUGCAGCACCGGAAGACGCUGGACGAGUUUUACAGGGCCUUUCAAAGCUUGCCCCCCCAGCAGAGGAGGGAACUCUUUAGCAAGCUGAGUUCGCACGAGUAG